This is a messenger RNA of Pipra filicauda (Wire-tailed manakin), 2267 nucleotides long. RefSeq lists its product as uncharacterized. The transcript has 4 exons. The record is from RefSeq and is a predicted model, not a curated record. Lineage: Eukaryota; Metazoa; Chordata; Aves; Passeriformes; Pipridae. Bases 1338 to 2141 code for a protein of 267 amino acids.
CACUGUAGGAUGUGAAAUACAGGCUUCAGCCUGUGACUGUCACUCCUGGACUAUUCCCCAGGUUCUUGGGGUGUUGAGGGAGGGACAUGGAACCCCAGAACUCUUUUAAAAAUCCAUGUCACCUGCUCUGGGGACAGCCCUGCUGUCCCCAGCACAUGGCCCUGCCGGAGGCAAUGAUGGGACAGACCUGAGGGUGUCUGAGCUCAGAGAUGUCCCUGACAACUCUGCAAGGCUGAGUUAUGUGGAGUCGUCAUGUUAACGUACAGCCUGUGAGAAAGAUAGGAGAAAUACCGCCACACAGAGAUCCAUAUUUUUCCCCACUGAGUAAAAUACUGUGUAAUUUUAUCUAGUUACUAUAAAACAGUUUAUACUCCUUGUUUAUAAAAAAAAAAAAAAAAGAGAGAAAAACCCAUAUUUCACUUCCGCUACUGACAGGCUAUGGAGAAAAAAUAGAUGGUUUUUUCUGCAUUUAAUAUUUCAAACCAAGUAGACCCAAAAGAAAAGGCAGCAAUUAACCACAAGUACCAGCAAUGUGUUCCUUGUGUUUCUUCUCUCUGGAUUUGGCUACAAAGAACCAGUUCAGUACAAACUUAUUUACAGUCAUGUUAAAUCCUUUAGCAAUUAUUUUCCAGGCUAGGCAGGAAAGCAGUGCAGCUGCCAUGCUCACCUUCCAGACCACAGACUUCUGCGAUGAGACCUGCACUUCACAUUUUGUCAGGAUUUAAAUCCUUUACAGGAUAGUUCGGAAAUGGCUAGCACAUAUCUGACCAUAUGUUGGAGUAAGUUUAUACAUAUGCACAGGGAAGUAAAUUUAUAAGCCUGGCAGAACCCCAAAAAGGGGCCAAAUGGUAAAAAGGGCAUCUAUUGUGGUGCAGGUUCUCUACCUAAGAACACAUAAAGGUGCAUAUGUAGGGCUAUGUAUUUUCCCCCUUCCACUGACCUGCCCUGUGGCUCCAAGUGACAGAAGGAGAGAGACCUGAGCAUCAUCUUGCCCACAUCUGAAUCACCUUACCGUUUGUGCUUGGCCUCUUGCCACCUAAAUAACCCUGGCUGUAAGACCAGGGUUAGCUGAACCCUGAGUAGGAAUCCAGCAAGGAUACACGGUUCCUUGCCUGCUGCCUCCUCCUCUGCAUAGCCUGCACCCAGGCUGGCAGCAUCCUGUGACUAACUCUUCUAGACUGGAUUUCUCCAAGGGACGACCAGCGCUUAAUUUGGCUGACUCUGCGCUCUGCGGGAGCUCUCAUCCAUGCCAGCUUGAGUCCUAGCAAAAACCCAUCAUCAUUAGUCCUCGAAAGGAACAGCUCGGGUAUUCUCCACCCCCGCUCCUGCAGGCUGGGAUGUACUGUGCGUUCCCACAGACCGAAAUUCCCCUGGUAGGCUCAAUUACAGCAAUCAGCCUUCAUGCUCUUUUCAGUGGCACUGCUGCCUCCGACUCUGUCCGGCCACCGCGGUGGGGCCGGGAGCUGCAGCGUUCCCACAGGUGUCGGGGGAGAGGACACGGCUCAUCCAGCUACACCAGACCUGUGGAUAGGACUCUGUGUGGUGGUCAAAUAUGCUGCACAGAAGUUGAAGAUGGUGUUGGUCCAUACCCAGCAGGGAGAAUCUCGGUGUCCUGCAGCCACUACAAGAUGUCCAUCUCCAUGUGGCUGCAGGACAAAGGGCCAUUCAUCACGCUCCAAAGUGCUGCAAAAGGCUCCCGUGUUCCACCGGAGAAGUGCCUGCAUUUGAAUCCAAGCGAGAAAGUUUUCUCCCGGUGCUCCAGGCCGCUCCGGAGAGUAAUGGAGCUUGGUGCUGCUUUAGGAUUCUUUUGGGUGAGAUAUGGGGGCAAGCACCUUGUCAUGCGCCGCUCAGGCUCCAGCAAAUCUGGAGUGCCACUGGAGCUCCAGGGGAUCUCUCUCUGGAGCACAGGAGCUGGAUUCCCUCUCUUCAAACCUCCCAUUUUGGAAAUGCCUAUAAGCAAGAAACUGGGUCGCAUCCAGCUAAGCAGGGCUCAAGGACUUGCGGUGCACUCAGAAGUGGUGCAGGGGAGCCUGGAAGGGCGCGGGUGCUCUGCCUUCCUCCUCCCAGGUCUCCAUACAACCAGAGAAGAAAUAUUUGCAACCCUUACUUCAGCUUUCCAGCUUAGGGAGAGUCAUGCUUAAGCAGUGGACCACAGUUUUCAGUGGAAGCAAUAGAGCAUUGGUUAUUAGGAAGUAAUUCUAAACUGUGAGGGUGGUGAGGCACUGGCACAGGUUACCCAGGGAAGCUGUGGCUGCCCCAUUCCUGGA